This is a messenger RNA of Hirundo rustica (Barn swallow), 4739 nucleotides long. RefSeq names its product transmembrane protein 200B (gene TMEM200B). The coding region runs from base 148 to 1443 and encodes 431 amino acids. The record is from RefSeq and is a predicted model, not a curated record. The transcript has 2 exons. Lineage: Eukaryota; Metazoa; Chordata; Aves; Passeriformes; Hirundinidae.
UCUGCUGCUGCAGAGAGAGGAAUAAAGGACGCUUCUGACCUUCAGGCUGCCACUCUCGGGGCCUCCUGUGCUGUAGCAAAGGUGAAGAUCAGUCACAACCCCAGUGAGACUCCCAGUCCGGAAGGAAUUGCGGCUGAGCCAGAGACGAUGACUGCGGAGAGCGCCGAAUCCAAUGGAGCCGUGCGGGAGCAGGAGCAAGGGGGGGCCAAGGUAGCGGCUCCCCCCGUCCCACCGCGGCGCCGGGGCCGCCGCCUGCGGCGCAAGCCCCCGACGGAGCCGCCGCUGAAGGGACGGCUCCGCAUGCGCUCGCCGGCGGGAGCCUUCGUCGUGGUGGGCAUCUCAGUGGUCCUGGUGGGCAUGACCAUUGCCGUGGUGGGCUACUGGCCUCACCGAGGACACGGGGGCCCCGGGGCCGGCGCGGGGAACGCCAGCGCGGUGGGGGACGUGAGGAGGGAGGUGGCGGCCAGGCGCCACGUGCCCCACAGCGAGAAGCUGAAGCUGAUCGGCCCCGUCAUCAUGGGCAUCGGGCUCUUCAUCUUCAUCUGCGCCAACACGAUGCUGUACGAGAACAGGGACACGGAGACCCGGCGCCUGAUGCAGAAGGGGCUCUACGGCCUGGCGGUGGGGCUGCCCGAGGGGACCGGCCCCAAGGACAGGCACCGCCAGCGUGGGGACAGCCGGUCCUUCCCCAAGGCCAACGCUGAGUGCGUGGAGGGCUGUUACGAGGUGGAUCUGUCCUGUCAGCCCUGCCCCGGUCCUGGCAGCAAGUGGUCUGACUGCUACGGCCCCAACCGGCUCCCGACCACGGCCGAGUUCCUGCAGCACCCGGCAGCUUCCCCUGCGGCCUCUCUCCACAGCCUCCACUCCACCGAGGCCAACCUGAGCCUCCCGUGCCGCGCUGGAGCCGAGUCCCUGCUGUCCUCGGCCGUGGGUGCCCUGGCACUGCCCAUCAUCAAGCUCAACAACUGCCUGCUGGACGGGGCAGCACGGGGGGCUGGCGGGAGGGCGGAGAGGGGCCCUGCUGAGCAUCGCCCCAGAACACCGCAGCUCUCCCGGGCUUCGCUUUCCGUCGGCGACGGCGCCGCGCGCCGCGGCCGGGCCGGUGGUGGUGGUGAUGGCGGCCACGUUAUCGUCACUAUGGGUGACGGCUGUCCCGGGGCGCAGCCGCUGCUGGAGCUGAACCCCGCUGUGCACCUCCACACCCCGGGACACUCCAAAUCCCUGGACCUCGGCCGCCCGGGGCUGCUGCUGGUGGCCCCCAUCGAGGACCGUAAGAACCGGAGCUGGCCCCGGCUGGACCACGUCAGCCUCGCGGGCUAUGCCAAGCUGCAGAGCACGGGCGACUCCUCGGACAGGCUGCUGGAGCCCAGCGAGCCCCCAAGCCGGGGCGAGCCCCGACCCAGCUCCUGGGUGGUGGGGAUGGAGCAGGGCACGCGGGUCUGAUGUCCCCAACACCUCUGGGGACUGGAACGUCCCAGUCCCUCAUCCUGGCCCCCAGCAGCCACCAGCGACCCCAAAACCCACAUCCGGGAGAGGUUUGGGGGCAGCAUUUUUAAGCCGAUGCCAAGAGGAAGGUCCUGGCCCUCUGCUCCUGGGGGAGGACUUGCCUAGGGUGGGAUGUCUUUCCAGGUAGAUGCCCUUGGCCUUACAAGCCCUUCUCCUGGAGGCUUUUCUAGAGGAGUCCUUGCUUUGAGACCCCACACAUACUGUUGGAUGGGGACGUGAGGGCAGGUGAAGCCCCACCGGCCCCCACAGCACUUUAUUUCAGCAGGGUCGGGGUGGGGAGAUGCUUGGAGGGGGGUGGUGUCCCCAUGUCCAGCCUCAACCCACCAGAAAAUUUGCUUGGCCAGAGCACGUAGGCCCAAUGGGGCUAUUAAAUCUUAUCUGGAUGCCAUGUGGUCCUGCCUUGCCUCCUCCUGUUGCCUGUGGGAUGCUUGGGAGGGGCGGCGCCUGCAGUAGUCGGUCCAGAGGGUCUGUGAGGCCUUGUGCCCCCACCUAGGCUCCACUGGAGAAGGGAUGCUCCAUAACCAGCUGUUCAACCUUCACAGGAUGAGGUGAUAAGAGCAAGGUUUGGGAUUUUUAUGGAGAGAAGGGAUGUAAGAGGUGCCCAGGGAGUUGCAGGCAGCGACCAAGAUGCUGCUGCCCACGUAGGGUGCAGCGAUUCUGAGAGCCUCUCAAUGGAUGUGGGUUUGUUUGGGCUGGGUUCUGGUAGGAUGAAGGAUGCAGGUGGUGGGAGGAUGGGUGUGAAGGGGCAGAGAGGUAAGGGAGUGUUGGUGCUGGUUUUGCCAGGUCCUGCUUGGUGCUGUUCUGUUACUUGGUGCCUGCUGGAUGCAGAACGGGAGCUGUAUGGGAUGAGGCCAGAGAGGCAGGUUUGGCAGUGGGGUGGAAUUCUGGAGAAAAGGGACCUGGGACUUCAUCUCACCCCUUCCUCACCCCUUCUUACUCCCUCCAGUGCUCUCUUGGUCAGGAAGAGCCCUUGGGAUGCCAGGGGGAGUGGAAGGAUGGAUUACAGUGAUGGGAUGAGGACAGCUCUGCUCUCCAGAAACUUGGGAGGCUUCAAAAUGUGGCAGCCUAGCUGGGAUCUUUGCAUUUUGCCUUCCCAAAACCAGGGCUGAUUGCGAUAGCUGAAAUCUCUUUUUAUCUGUUUGGGAAGGGGUUACUCCUGUUUCUCCUUCUCUCUCUGGUCUGAAGUGAACAGUAUCAGACCUUGAAAACUUUGGGAACAACAUCCUUCUUCAGUUCAAAACAUCCCAGCAAAAUCACUUGGAAAUUGCCUUUCUUUCUCCCAGAAAAGCAACCCCCACAGUGUUUGGGGGUGCAGAGGUCUGCUUUACAGGGAAAAGCUGUCUCUGUUCCAUUGCCAACCCCCCCCAGAGAGCUUGGGUACAGCUUCCCCCUGUGUGGGGAACAGAGAUGGGACCAACAGCUGCAGUCUGGGGCCAGCUGCACCCCAAAGGAUUCUCUGGAGCGAUACCAGCCCAAGCUCAGCUAUUUAUCUGGCUGCUUAAUCUCAGCAUUAUUUAGGCACUGAUUCAAUGCAAUAAACAGCAACAAGAAAAAGUCACCAUCGGGGUCUGCCUGGGAGCAGCAUCCCAGGGGAAGUGCCAGAAGGUUGUUUUUGUCUGAAAAUAACUUUUUACUUGGGCUUAACUAGCUGCAGCCAGAGCUCAUGCCAGGCCCUGGGCCGUGCUUUGGGAACUGGCAGCAAGAAACUGGAGCCCAAAAUGCCACAAGGAGCUGCACGAGAAGCUAUUGGGGGUGUUUGUUUUAAUUUUUCCCCUUCAUUUUCUGGCUGAGGCUCAGUCUAAGGGUGGGAAAUAGCUGGAUCAAAGGAGAAGCUGCCUGGAAGCUGCCAUGUGCUUGCACCAGCAUUGUCCUGCCCCGUCCUCCUGCCCAGCUCAGCAGCAUCCUCCAGGGAAGGCAUUUCUGAGUCACACAGGAGUAAUUUCAAAAUGCAAAGCAGCUUGAUUAAUUAAUCUGGCAGGGUGAGAGGCCCUGUGCCUUCUCCAGGGAGAGCAGCAUCUGUGCAUCCCUCACCUUCAGCUCUGCCUGUGGACACUGUUCCCGGAGUAUUUGUGGGAUUUUAGCAAUGUUGGUUUCAGUGUAUGGAUGCUGAAUAUGCUGUCCUCACAAUGCACUGGGAAUGAACUGGGCAGGGAAGAGACUGGGUUAGAAACAGAAAUUUAAAAAGAAAGUAAAAAUGUCCACCCUGCAUGGAUCCCACCGUUGGCUGCUUGGCUGCAGAGCUGUGGAGUAGAACAAUCCUGGAAGCCCUGGAGAUCUCACACUGCACAGCCUGUGAAGGGCUGUGAUGGUGAUACCUUCUGUCCUGCUCAGGAACAGCCUGGAUACACUCUGGACUAAAUAUCCAGCUGUUGUCACCCUCAGGGUGUCCCACCCCAGGAGGUGGCCACUGCAGGAGGAGACUCCUACUGACAGCAGGGGGAUUUCAUCAAAAACACCAGCAAAGAAAACUGGGGGAUCGUCCCCAACACCAACAUGUCCAGGCUGAUGAGGACUGACCCUGGGGUCCCUUGGAACAGAGGAUGGAGGCUGGAGAGACAAGGGCAAUUGCAAAUAUCCCCCACCACUAAGUGACCUCUACAGGACAGCUUAGUUUGGGCCAAAAAUGGAUAAAAUGAGGAAAAUGGACUGAGGGAACCACUACCACAGGCUGUGUGUGUGCCUUGGGGAGGUGCAGACCCUGCCGGUGGCUGUCAGAGGGUCUCUCGUGCCCAGAGACACCCCAGUCAUGGCCUGCAGACCCUGCCAGCAGGUCUCCAGAUUUGCUGCUGGGACAGCUGUGUCCUCAGGGAGCACAAGAACCACAGCUGCGGUGUCGCUCCCUGAUACUGCUCAGCCGUUGGCCGGUGUGCAGCUCUUCCUCCUCCUCCUCCUCCUCUCCCUGAAGCGGGGCAGGUCACAGCCAUCAAUCUGCUCGGCUGGAGAGCCCUUCCUUGAGAUCUCAGGUCUGUGUGAAGGCAGCAGUGAGUGAGCCCGGCCAUCAAUCUGCCCCGCGUGGGGAAGGUGACCGUAGGGGAUGUGCAACCCGUGCUGCCUUGUGCCCUCCAUCCUGAAGGGGAGCGGUGAUGAUGGGUGUGGGUGUGCCCCCCGGGCCUGUAACACCCUGGGCCCUUUUGGCAGGGGGCUGAUUUCUGGUGCUUUGUUUGAAAAAAGGGCAAGAGUGUGAUACAAAAUGCUUCUCUGCUUUAAUGAGCCCACACUGAGCCAAAGGCGCC